Messenger RNA from Penicillium samsonianum, 483 nucleotides. RefSeq lists its product as uncharacterized. The record is from RefSeq and is a predicted model, not a curated record. The transcript is spliced from 3 exons. Bases 1 to 483 code for a protein of 160 amino acids. Lineage: Eukaryota; Fungi; Ascomycota; Eurotiomycetes; Eurotiales; Aspergillaceae.
AUGGGUUACACGCACUACUACGCCAUCUUUGGCUGGGGUACACCUGAAUGGCAAAAGGCCUGGGCCCAGCUCAUCGAAGAUGUCCCGAACAUCAUCAAAGAAGCUCGGGUUCCUCUCAGCGGCCCAACCGAGGAUGAAGACAAGGUCACCCCGGUGGUCAUAGACCCUGAGGAAGGCGUCUAUCUGAACGGGAUUAGAGGAAAUGCCCACGAACCAUUCAUACUGUGCAAGCCGGGGGAGUGGACUUUCUGUAAGACUGCUCGAAAGCCGUACGAUGUGGUCGUUACAUCCAUCCUUCUCAGAAUUUGGAUGCUGGCACCGAAGAACCUUGAUCUUGGCUCUGAUGGUGACUAUGAAGACUGGGCCGAUGCGCGAGACCUCUGUGCCACCUUGUGGCCUGGGGAGCCUACCGAUGCUAUGUGGACACAGCGUGAUGAGGGAAAUGACGAGGAGGCCGAAGACGAAAGCGACCAGGUCAAUUGA